AUGCUGCGCAACACUUCGGAUGAUGAGUAUUCCAUGUUAACCAUGGAUAUCCGAGAUGCAUAUUUAGAAGUUCCACAAGGGGAGCGUGUCAUAGCGAGCAUGCCAGCGGAUUACAGCCAGAAGAGUGAGUACGAAUUCGACAGGAGUGCAUUGCAUGAUUCGGAUGAUGCUUUACGGGAAGAGCCAACCACGACUACUGCUGCAAGCCUGGAGGCUGUCAAAGACAAACUUCGAGAGUUUUACAGAGAGCAGCUGUUUCUUCGGGUGAAGCCUGAAAACCGAAGGCAAGCGAGCUGGGAGAAGCAGUUGUCUGUGGUCGAGGAAGCAUUUGAACUUCGCUUGGAAAAGUUUUCGACAGUCGAAGAAGUGCUUGCAUUUGGUGGUAAGUGCUUGAAGAACGAGAACCUUCGCGAAUCUUUUACCUGGUUUGGUUUCGAGGCUGCCGAAGAGCAAUCGUUGAGCUGGGCAGCGCAAGUUGCUUUCGUGCACCUGCAGCAGGAGCACGAGAACCUGGAUCGAGACCUGUCUGUGGGGUCUAUCACUUCAGAGCCCAAUACGCCAGGACACUCUCGGGUGUUCAACAAGAAGCUGCAGUCGGCAGCAAGCCCCAUCGACCUCGAUCAGAACGAGCCAGAGUACCCCUUUCCAAAUCGCAUCUUUCACUGUUCGAACAUGGCAGAGCAACUUCCAGUUAUUGAUGACGAUGAUGAUGAUGAGCUGCAAGAGAACGGAGCAGCUUCGUCACAACAACAUGGAAAUCCAUUUUCCCCGACAAGCCAAGGUCAAGGAGCCCAGGGCGUGUACGUUUCUGUGGAUGAUUUGCGAGUGAUGAUGCAGCAGAUGACUGCUGCUACCAAGGCUGCAAGUGAUGCUGCAAUGGCGGCAGUAAGGGCCAAUUCUUCGAAGGCCUCCCUUGGUUCAAGUGAGAUGAGCCGAAUCCUGCCGCGGCCGGACACCUUCAAGCCGACAACUCGAGAGGAGGAGCACUCGCAGUGGUUGCAAUGGGUAUGGUCGCUGAAGCAAUAUGUGGUAGCGCUGGACACUGCUUAUGCCGAGGAUUUGAAGAAAAUCGAACAGUUUCCAACAGCCGAGAUUGGGUGGAUAAGUGAUCCUGAUGCUUUGCAAAGGAGCCAACGAAUGUAUGCAUUGCUUUCUGGAUUCGUUCGUGGCAGAGGUUUGCAAGUGAUCCAACGUGUUCCAUCACAAAAUGGCUAUGAGGCCCUACGACAGCUGAUGCAACUUUUCCAGCCGUCAAGCCGUGCCUGCUCGCUUGGCAUCCUCACCGCUCUCACUCAGACGCACCCGUUUCGCGCCAACGAGCCGUUCCUGGCCCAGCUGUUGGAUCUGGAGCGAGUGAUGGAGGAAUACGAGCGUUCGUCUGGCAAGAAGCUGGGAGAAGACCUCAAAACCUCGAUACUGCUCAAGAGCAUUUCUGGCGGCAUGCGGAACCACCUUUCCACUGUCUUGACUGAGACUUCCUCCUACGACGAGAUCCGAGAGGCCGCUCUUCGUUAUGAGCGCAUGCAGUUCAAGUGGAGCCCUUCAAACCUUUUCAGCACCGAGUCUUCGUAUGCGCAAAAGAAGUCCCACGACCAGGAACCGCAGCCAAUGGACAUCGGUCAAGUUAAGGGUGGUCCUAAAGGGUACAAAGGUGGCAAAGGUCCUAAGGGUCCUAAGGGUUCAAAAGGUCCAAAAGGCAAUGACAGCAAGGGCAAGUAUGGCAAGGCUGGAGGCAAAGAGUCUAAAGGUUAUUCUCAGAGCUACAACAAUGCCAAAGGCGAGAGGAAUCCAGGCAAAGGUGGCAAGGGUGAUAGGAAAGGCAAGAACAAUGCACCGAAGGGGGGCAAUCUGUCCUCCAACACUACAUGCCACAACUGUGGCCGUCCUGGCCACUAUGCAAGAGACUGCUGGCGCCCUCGUGUCAACCAGGUUGAGCAGUCCCGAGGCCAGCCUGGCCCACAGCCUUCCGGAGCUUCUGUGAGCGGCGCCUUCAUAUAG
Molecule: messenger RNA, 1998 nt
Organism: Symbiodinium natans
Lineage: Eukaryota; Dinophyceae; Suessiales; Symbiodiniaceae
Source: the annotation of a GenBank genome assembly